This is a messenger RNA of Micropterus salmoides (largemouth bass), 1047 nucleotides long. Its product is annotated as nanos homolog 1-like. The coding region runs from base 114 to 797 and encodes 227 amino acids. The record is from RefSeq and is a predicted model, not a curated record. Gene Ontology annotation, molecular function: mRNA binding; zinc ion binding. The transcript has a single exon. Lineage: Eukaryota; Metazoa; Chordata; Actinopteri; Centrarchiformes; Centrarchidae. Gene Ontology annotation, biological process: oogenesis; negative regulation of translation. Gene Ontology annotation, cellular component: perinuclear region of cytoplasm.
GCACACUAGACCCAGCAAGAGAAGAGAGUAGAUCACCUCCAGAGACUACCCAUGCUGACAGACACACCAUCCGAAACGCCUAUUCACUUCUGUGGACACUAAACUCUGAAAGGAUGGAUUUUUUAGACCGCGGGUACCUGGAAGCGCGGUCUCCUUAUGAUUACACCUUUAAUUUUUGGAACGACUACCUCGGCCUGUCGACACUCGUCGCCAAAAAUAAGAUCAACAGUCCGUCCUGCAACCCCAACUCUAUAACUGAGUCUCUUAAGGCGACUCUGGGCUUGGAAGACGAUUCCCCGGUUUGCUCCUGCGUAAUUGGGCACGGCAGGGACAGCGACGGACACUUGGACUGCUGCUGCGCGGCUCCUGGCUCCCCGCCGAUCUCCAUCUAUGAUCUCAAGGAGCGCAUCUCGCUUCUCAGGCCGUACGAACAUCUUGUCGGUGACUCGCCGCUGGGAGACAGAGAUUCACCCCCCUACAGGGGAAGCUUCGCCGGCCUCGACCUGCUCUCCAUGGACAGAAGGCGCAAACAGACUCAGAGGUGCAAGCCGGAGCCGAAGGUGUGCGUCUUCUGUCGGAACAACGGUGCACCGGAGGAAGUUUACGGCACCCAUAUCCUGAAGACAGCGGACGGCAGAGUCCUGUGCCCCAUCCUCCGGGCAUACACCUGUCCCCUCUGCAGUGCCAACGGUGACAAUGCGCACACUAUCAAGUACUGCCCGCUAUCUAAAGAUCAGGCGAGCCAGAGAGUGGCGAAGGGAGGCAGAGCGAUUGGCAAAAGGCUGAAAAUCUUCUAAGCGAAGAGAUGAAUGAAGUCUGAGUUGCACUGUAAAUUAAUAGUGUGUAUGGCAGUAUGUAAUUUUGCCCCAUUUCAUGCACAAGGCAAGUCUGGAGAGGAAGAUUUUAAGAAAAUAAGAUUUGUAUUGAUUUCUUUUGUAUGUCACUGCUUCAUUCGCAAUGUUUUCGUCUAUAUCUUUGUUGUAACUCUAUGGGCACAUAGUUUACACUUGGACGCAAAGCGCGCAAUAUGCCCCCCCCCCCCCCCCC